Messenger RNA from Malus domestica (apple), 796 nucleotides. Its product is annotated as pectinesterase inhibitor 3-like. Gene Ontology annotation, molecular function: enzyme inhibitor activity. The record is from RefSeq and is a predicted model, not a curated record. Lineage: Eukaryota; Viridiplantae; Streptophyta; Magnoliopsida; Rosales; Rosaceae. Gene Ontology annotation, biological process: negative regulation of catalytic activity.
CAGACGAGAUUCGAGUUUCCACAAAUCAACCCUAAUACUAGUCUUCUCGAGUUUCCACAAAUAAACCCUAAUACAUAUCUUCUCCAGCUACAUAAAUGCCCCACCCAAAACACAUGAAAGCAGACUGAUCAAGAAGCAGAAUUCUCAUUCAAUGAUCAUGAACAACACCAAACAAAUGUCGACCCAGUUUCUCCUCUCUCUCCUCUUCCUCUUCUUCUUCCUCUCCCACCCUAUCUCUACCAUCGGAGCUCCAUCUAAUGACAAUAUCCAGGCCGCGAAGGAUGCCAUCAGCGCCGGCCUAACCAGUGCUAAGAACACGGCCGACUACGUCUCUAAAAUCCCCCACCAACCAGACCCGCGCACAGCAGACGCCCUUAGCAGCUGCACAGAGGUCUUAGGCAACGUCGUCGAUAGCUUUGGCGACUCACUUAAGCAGAUGAAAGAGCUCGACGCCCCUGGCACCCCGUCAUUCCAGCUCCAGAUCAGUAACGUGUUGACAUGGUUGAGCGCUGCGCUUACCGACGAGGAUACUUGUAUAGAAGGCUUCAAGGGUGUGGCGGAAGGGCCAGUGAAGACCGACGUGUCCAAUCGGGCGCAAGAGGUGGAGAAGCUUACUCACAAUGCGCUUGCGCUCGUCAAUAAUCUUAAGGCCGCGCCUUAAUCAAGCCUACCUCUCGUUUCAAAUGUUAAUUAUACAUGUUGAUCUAUUAUGCACAACCACCAAAUGUCACCAUAAGUGUAACUAUAAUCAAAUUAUGAAAAACUGGAUCGCCAAUAUGAUUAGGCAUUACUAAAA